Molecule: messenger RNA, 3480 nt
Organism: Effrenium voratum
Lineage: Eukaryota; Dinophyceae; Suessiales; Symbiodiniaceae
Source: the annotation of a GenBank genome assembly
AUGGGCGGGGAUGAAGACGCCCAUCCUUGCGCACGCUCUGAAUUGCCACCGGCCAGUACUUUGAAAUGUUUGCCACAGCCGGCUCUUACAGGUCUGGUUUGUGACUGUGCGGCUCGUGGUGAUAUAGACGGAAUUCGGAGCCUAAUCGAAGCAGAGGCAGAUCCUAAUGUGGGUACAGCGUACGACAUGCGAACACCGCUCCACCUGGCUGCAGCAGCAGGAAAUUUGAAGCUGGCCAAGUUCCUCAUAGAGGAAUGUGAUGCAAAGCUCAAAAGGGAUCGUUUCGGACUUCUUCCAAUACACGAUGCUGUGCAAAAUGGCCACAACGAAGUGCGACGCUACUUGCAGAGCUGGAAGCUCUCCGGAACCGAAUGCUUUGUGCACAAGCAUGUAGCCUUCAGACCUAGAGCCGAUUCCCAAUCCGUGGAGAACCUCGUGGCUUUGGGCGACCAGAUGGAGCCUUUGCCGGAGAUCAUGAGUCGAGUCUUUGAGCUCGUAGUGAAGGAGGGCAUCUUCAGCUUCAGUACUGUCCAAGCAGAAGUGGAGCACUUUUUUAAUUGCCUGGGCUUUCACUGUAUGUACUACCAGCACUUCACAGCCUGGCAGAUCGCCAAGCAUAUCCAGUGCCUCAUCGCCGCCAAGCAUGUGGCCCAUGCCACAAAUCAUAUGCGAGCCUUAGAAUUUGAUUUCACCACGGACCACAGCGCCUUCUUCCUCACGACAUUGGGCUCGGAUCCCAAGAAUCCGACCGAGUCGCAGUGCAGGACAGAAGCAAAGAUUGCUCACCAUAUUGGCCUAGACUUCACCCAAAGCAUCGCUCUGACCUUCAUGGCAUCUGAAGGGCCUGCCUUCCGCGGCGAAAACGAGCGUCUGGGUAUUUACAGCAUGGAGCGGGGCCACUUCGAAACUGCCCGAGUUUCGGAUACAGAGACCAGUCUGGAAAUCCUCGCGUCUCCUUCCUUUCUGAAAGGCAAGACGAGGGAGGCAAAAGAGCAGUAUCAGAUCGUCAUGGAGGACGUGGUGGCCUCCCGCCGCAGCGUGGUGCACAUCAUUCCCGGCGAGGCGUACCCUGGAAACUUCUCAGGCUUCGUGCUGCUCUUUGCCACAGCUGAGACGGCUGGGAGGAAUUAUUUCCAGGAGGUUUGGCAGUCCAUGCGAAUCCUCAGCCUCAUGCCUCGCCGCUUCUACUUCACUACAUUUGCAAACGGUGUUAUCACCUACAGCCUGUUCUUCCCCUCCAACAUGGAAAAGGAAGUCGAGCGCCUGAAGCGAGCACUUCUGCAUUCGACGCUUUUGAAGGCGACUCCUGGGAACUCGGCUCUGGUCUACGACAUCGUGAUGCAGGGCCACAUCUCCCACGAGUGCGGGCUGUAUCUUCUGGCGGCGGUGAAAUUUGUCUACACCUUCUUUCCAAAGGAGCAGUAUGCGCCCGAAUACACGAACGUGCACAAUGUCUUGGAGCACGACGUCGCGAGUCAGAGAAAGCUCGAGACGUUGUACAAGCUUUGCAUCAAGGACCUCUUGUCCACUGAGCGCAUCUACCAGCUAGUGUAUAGGCACAAGGACUUGGCCAGGCUCUUCUAUGAGGACUUUGCGGAGAUCGCCAAAGGGGAGAAGGCGCCAAGAUUCAACGAGGAACUUAGCGCUGCCAUCGACAGCUCUUGUCCGGAUCCGCAGGGUAGACAGGUCUUGAAGAUGUUCCUGACAUUCAACCACAGCGUACUGCUCACGAACUUCUUCAAGGACAAAACUCCUGGAGCACUUUCCUUCCGACUCAAUCCUACCGUUGCAUUGAAAGAUCGCCCGCAUUCGUUGUACCCAGAGAUGCCGUACGGCAUCUACCUGGUCUGCGGGCGAGAUUUCAUGGGUUUUCACACCCGCUUUCGGGACGUUUCGCGGGGAGGCAUAAGGCUCAUCCUGUCAAGAGACAAGACGACCUAUGAACGGAAUUUCGCCACGCUUUUUGAAGAGUGCUACAACCUUGCCUUUACUCAGCAGUACAAGAACAAGGACAUUCCGGAAGGUGGAUCCAAAGGCGUCAUCCUGCCCGACCGAUCCUGGCCAAAUGGCAAUGGCGGAAACAUUGUGGCAGGAAGCAUCCAGGGCCCAGUGGGCAUGCGGUCUUGCUUUACUCGCUAUUUGGAUGCCCUGCUGGAUUGCAUGAUGCCAGAGGAGAGCGGCAUCUACACAGGGCACUUGAAUGGCCGCAGAGAGCUGCUCUUCUUUGGGCCGGACGAGAACACGGCAGGCUUUAUGGACCUCGGAGCAGAACAUGGCAGAGUACGAGGAUACCAGUAUUGGAAGUCGUUGACUACCGGCAAAAGCGUGGCACUUGGAGGCGUGCCGCAUGACACCUACGGGAUGACCACUGCCAGUGUCCACACAUAUGUGACCGAGCUCCUCAAAGAGCUGGGGGAAGAUGAGGAGCAGAUUACAAAGUUUCAAACAGGUGGUCCGGACGGAGAUUUGGGUAGCAACGAGAUCUUGAUAUCCAAAGAUCUUACCAUUGGCAUUGUCGACGGCUCUGGUGUGUUGUACGAUCCAAGCGGACUCUGCCGCGCAGAGCUGACACGAUUGGCGAAGCGGCGAGUGCCUGUCAAGGAGUUCAACCGCGGCUUUUUGGGGAACGAAGGUUUCGUCGUCACAGUGGAUGAAGCAAACAUCACCCUGCCUGACGGAUCUUUUUGGCGCACUGGCGCCGAGCUGCGUGACAACUUCCACUUGACAGACUUUGCCGCUGCGGACUUGUUUGUGCCAUGCGGAGGUCGCCCAAAUUCGGUUACCACCGACAACGUUAAGAAGCUAUUCAAAAUUACCCCUGAUGGCACACGGCCAAAGUUUCGGAUGCUCGUUGAGGGUGCCAACUUGUUCCUGUCCGACAGGGCCAGAGGUGUGCUGGAAGCCGCCGGUGUGCACGUGUUCAAGGAUGCGUCCACAAACAAGGGCGGUGUCAACUCCAGCUCGCUGGAAGUGCUCGCUGCGCUGGCAUUGUCAGAGGAGGAUCAUGACCAGAUGAUGUGCUACAAUCCAGCCUGUGGUGAUGUCCCGCCUGCCUUUUAUGAGACCUACGUCCGACAAAUUCAGGAUACCAUCGCCGAGAAUGCGCGGAAUGAGUUUAGAGCAAUCUGGAAGGCCAAUCAGGGCGCACCUCAUAUCUCGAAGGUCGAAGCGACCAAAGUGAUCUCCAGUAAGAUCAACGCAUUGCAAGAUGCGAUCAUGGACCAGUUCGCAAGUAUGGACAGCUCAGAGCGAGACAAGCUUGUUAGGGCUGUGCUGCAGCAUGCGGUACCUCCUGUAAUACUUCAGCAUCUUGGUGUGGAGGGCAUUUUGGAACGAGUACCCAGCAACUAUGUUGCCGCUGUGAUAGGUGCAUGGGUAGCUUCCCGCUUUGUGUACAGCAAGGGAGUCGACGCUGCCGAAGUGUCCUUCUUCUUUUUCCUGCGGAGUUUGCUUAGCAAUGAGGUCCCGCAGGGCAGCUGA